Molecule: messenger RNA, 344 nt
Organism: Saccostrea cuccullata (small rock oyster)
Lineage: Eukaryota; Metazoa; Mollusca; Bivalvia; Ostreida; Ostreidae
Exons: 3
Coding region: 1-312 (103 amino acids)
Source: RefSeq, a predicted model, not a curated record
AUGGCAUUUAUAGGCAGCCUCCCAGCAGCAGAGGAUGGUAAAAGGUUACCUAAUGGACUCCCCUCCCACUGGGGGGCUAAAGUCAGGCACAAACCACGGCCAGCCGUGACGACGACCAAUAAAAAGUCUAAAAAUAAAGUACUCAAAAGGAAACAUGAAGAAACAAGUGUAUUAAUUGAAAAGAUCAAAACUGUGAAACCCAAGAAAGGGAAAAUGUAUGGUGUUGAUGACUUUGAUAUGUUGGUGAAUAAAUACAGGAAAAACUUGUUAGGAAAAUCCCAAAAAUCAAAAUGGUUUGACCGGAGAUGGUGAAUUAAUGAUCAGAAUAAAAAAAGAAGAGGAAG